AUGGCGCCAGGCACAGGGAGCUGCAAGAAGAAGAGAGACACGGAGAGUAGCCCGGUGUCCGAGCUCUCCGACGACCUCCUCGUCGAGAUCUUCUCUUGCGUUCCCUACAGGUCCACAUGCUGCUGCAAGUGCGUCUCCAGGCGCUGGCACGACCUCGUCUCCCACCCGGACCACCGCAAGAAGCUGCCCCAGUCGACCCUCGCCGGCAUCUUCUACCAAAUCCGCAACGAGAAUACAGGUUACCAAAGCCUAUCGGGGAACUGGACACGCCUUGGUCCCAACAAUAUAGCAGACUACGUGGUGUGCAAUCCCGUCACUGAAAGAUGGGUGGUUGUGCGUGCCACCAACUGCUCCAGCAACGCCUCGAUCGCUCGCCUGGGGUUCGACCCAGCCGUCUCCUCCCACUUCCAUGUGUUCGAGUUUGUGCCUGCCAGUUCUGUGGGUGCGAAUAGGCCGACGAUUGCUGGUGCUACCACAGACAUCAAAUCAGUGGGGAUCUACUCGUCCAAAGCUGCAGUUUGGGCACGUCGAGUUGGCUGGAAGAGUCCAAUAUCGGUACGCUGCACUUCAGAAAGCGUGCUUUUCAGGGGGAUGCUGUAUCUGUCUACGAAUGCUGGUUUGGUUAUAGGUUUUGGCGUGGAGGGAAACCGUAGGGUCAUCCGUGCCCCUAUGACACAUUCUGAUGAUGAUGUUCAUAAUGUUUAUCUAUCACAAGGGCAAUUGCAUUUCGCAAAUAAGGGUACUUCUGAACUAUCAAUAUGGGCUCUUGAUGGUUCUAAUGGUGAAAACUGGACCUUGAAGCACCCCACUUGCAACUACUGGGAAUAG
Messenger RNA from Triticum turgidum subsp. durum (durum wheat), 828 nucleotides. The record is from the annotation of a GenBank genome assembly. NCBI's taxonomy places the organism in Eukaryota, Viridiplantae, Streptophyta, Magnoliopsida, Poales, Poaceae.